AUGCGGACCUACGUUGUCAUGGUGAUCCUGUAUCAGUGUCUGAUGGACACCUCCAGUGGACAGGUAGAAGUGGACAGCAGGCCUCCCCCCAGCCCAAAGGGAUGCACCAGCAUGGAGGAGCUGCAGGGUACCCUGCGCCAGGUCCACAAGCUGCUGUCAGCCCAUGAGGCCUCCUACCUGGAGGGUCUGCGCUCCCUGAAGAAGAAGUUAACCGUCCUGCAGAAAGCUGCCGCACGACAGGCGGACAAGACCCCCAACGGCACCUGCCCUCUGCUGGAGGCGCCCCCCAACGGCAGGAGGCUCGGCAAGGCGCGGGGGGCUGGUCACGAGGUGCACUUCGUGUGUGAGCCUGGGUACGAACUGCUGGGUCCAGAGACCAGGGUGUGCCUGCACUCCCUGAGCUGGAGCGGACAGCAGCCCCGCUGCAGGAACGUCGAUGACUGCGCUUCCGCGCCCUGCCUCAACGGAGGAGCGUGCGUGGACGCCGUGAACCAGUUCAUUUGCUCGUGUCCCAAAAGCUGGACGGGCGCAACCUGCCAGACGCCCGUCUUGACCCUGUUCAGCGCCAUGAUCAACACCUCCUCGACCGCUGCCACCCCAUCGCCGCCCUCUCCGUUCACACGCCCGGCAACGUGCGCCCAGGUACAGGGUGUCACCCGCUGCUCCUGCGAAGCUGGAUUCAGCAUUGCUGGUCGAGACAGCACCUCGUGCACAGACAUCGACGAGUGCUCGCUGUUCCACGCGGGCCGAGCCGGGCGCCUGUGUUUGCACGCCUGCGUCAACACCCCAGGGGGCUACCGCUGCACCUGCCCCGACGGCUACAACCUCGCACGGGACGGCCGGAACUGCAAGGAUGUGGACGAGUGCGCGGACAUGCGCCACGACUGCACCCGGGAGCAGCUCUGCGUCAACACGUUUGGGGCGUUCCGCUGCGUGCUCGUCGACUGCCCCCGUAUCCGCAACGCCACCUACGCCAAGACCUCGCCCACACGAUGCGAGCGGAACCCCUGCCCCGUCGACAACAAGGGCUGCCUGAAGGCCCCCAACUCUGUGAGCCACCGCUUCCUGUCGGUGGUCUCCAAAGUGUCAGCUCCUCUGCCGCUCUUCAGGAUGUCCGUGGCGAGGCGGCUGGGCGACACGCUGCGCUUCGGGCUGCUGGGGGCCCGGGGCCAGCACCUCUUCGCCGUGCGGCGCUCCGACAGGCAAACGGGAGAGCUCCUGCUGACCAGGCCUGUGGAGGGCCCCGCUACCCUGGAGGUGGACCUGGAGAUGACCGAGCUGGAGAGGGGCACCACGCUGGGACGAUACGUCACCAAGUUCACCCUCUUUGUCUCGCAGUACGAAUUCUAGGGCCAGCAGGAGGAAUCGAGGUGGUGGAGCGAAGACGGGCCACACGCUCUAGCGUUAAAACAUAAGCUGGCUUUGCAUGAAGAGGGAUGAGCGGUUGUGCCCGCUGGGUGCC
This is a messenger RNA of Scleropages formosus (Asian bonytongue), 1462 nucleotides long. Its product is annotated as fibulin-7-like. The transcript is spliced from 8 exons. Bases 1 to 1350 code for a protein of 449 amino acids. The record is from RefSeq and is a predicted model, not a curated record. Gene Ontology annotation, molecular function: calcium ion binding. Lineage: Eukaryota; Metazoa; Chordata; Actinopteri; Osteoglossiformes; Osteoglossidae.